UGACCUGGCCCUUUCUCAACUGUAAAGAUAAUCUUACCAGUUAUAUCUCAGUACAUUACAUUUCUGGUAUGUCAGCUGCUAACAUAGUUUCACUUUGUCAUUUUCUGCGUUACACUUUUUUUCUUUUUUUGAUAGCAGUGGCAUAAUUUCUGUCCGUGGUUGUGGAUUCAUAGAGUGGGUGACUUUGGGAAAUUGGAUCUUCAGACUUAGCAGCUCUCAUGUCCCUGAUUUACCUUAGUUCCGCUGUAGUGUUAUUUCCUCUGAAUUAUGUAUGGAAUCGUUUUUUUUUUAAACUCAAGUGCUCCCACAUAAGCUUAACACUUGUUUUCUGGUUUUGCAAUUUUGGUCUGGUCAGCGUUGCUCUGUAACCGCAGUAAUUGUCACUGUCUUACAAGGCAGAGUGUCCCCUGAUUCUGGCAAGCAGUUCCCCCUUUCUCUCCUCUCCUCUCUCCUUUCCCCUGAGCUCAAUGCAAUGCACAUGUUCUGCAGUCUAAGUGACCUUCAGAAUACAUCUCAUCUGCUCCAGUCCUUCUCCCCGCAUCACUUUCCUCCCAUCGCCCUGUGAUGAAACUGCCUCCCUUACUAGAUUUUAUUUUAUUUAUUUAGAACCACCUCCAAGAAGCUCCUUGAAAAGCUCUCUUACAGACACCCAUGGCAUAUUAACGAGGAUAAAAGAUGGCGUGUCAGAAGUGAAGUGUGAGUUUUGUUGAGGAUGGGUAUGUUUUAACAGCAAGGGGUGAAAUAAUAGUGCAAAUGUUGGGUGUUAAUGUAUGUUGGGGUGGGAGGGGGUUAGAAAUACUAAUAGAGAGUCAGGCCUGUGAAUACUGCAGCCUCAGCUGGAUGCAGUAGAUCAGCUACCCCCUCCAUCCCCAUCUCAUUUGUCUUCUGUCAGCUUCUACCCCUUGUACUGUCCGCCCCUCCCCCUCUAUACUCUUGCCUCUCCCUCCCUCUCUCAACCUCACUCUCUCUCUCUCUCUCUCUCUCUCUCCCUCUCCCUCUCUCUCUCCCUCUCUCUCUCUCUCUCUCUCUCUGUGCACCUCUAGCUUUGGUAGUCUUGAGCAUCCUUGCUGCUGCUGAUGCUGCUAUAAAUAUCCGCUGCUAGCCGUAGCGCAGCAGAGAGCAGCAGGCAGGCCAGAGGGAGGAGCAGGAGACCGGAGGACAGGACAGCACAGGACAGGACAGCAAGGACAGGACGUCUGAGGCAGAGAGGAUAACAAGAUGUCAGGUGGUAGAGCCCGAAGAAAGAGAAGAGAGGAGAAGAGAGGAGAGGAACUGCUUAGUUAGCUUUAGGAAAGAAAGUGUGUGUGUUUGUGUUUAUGUGCUUUGUGUCAUUGGCCUCUGCUGGACUUUGAAGUCAAAUGUUGGCCUAAACUUGAGGUAGCCUUUACUGGAGCUGUGCUAGAGCUGCACCAGGUGGGAUUGAGUUAACACAGAGACAGUGGGAGAGUGAGAGACGAGAGCUGGACCUUACUUCCCAUACUUGAAAACUCAGGAUCUGCAUGCGACACACCGGAACCAGACCUUGUCCAGGCUGCUGGCCCUUUAGUUUCACAUGGUCAUGUGGGCCGGCGUGGGCCGGGGUGGGGCUGAGAUGUCAUGCUCCUGUGUUGCUGGUGGUGCCUGAGGCCAGAGGCAGUGGAGCUGGACAGCAGGAGGGUGGACCACCGUGUCUUGAACUGUGAGGUCGCUGCUUCUACCACCAUCACAGCUGUUUCCCUUGAACAGUGGGAGCCAGAAACGACCAGCAGUGGCUUACAGCCAAUUCAGAGUGUGAAGAAUUCAAGCUAUAGUCUGCCGUCCUACCACCCCUACAGUAACAGUUACGACUACUCGGACCAUGGCAGACAGAGUGAGCGCUCAGGCCUCUGUGGACUCUCCAACCUGGGCAACACCUGUUUCAUGAACUCUGCAGUGCAGUGUCUCAGUAAUAUCCCUCCAUUGACGGAGUACUUCCUCAAAGACAAAUACACGGACGAGCUGAACGAGGACAACCCGCUGGGAAUGAAAGGAGAGAUUGCCAAGGCCUAUGCUGAGCUUAUCAAGCAGCUGUGGUCGGGCAAAUUCAGCUAUGUCACCCCAAGGCCUUUCAAGACCCAGGUGGGCCGCUUUGCCCCUCAGUUCUCAGGCUACCAGCAGCAGGACUCUCAUGAGCUGUUGGCCUUUCUCCUGGACGGCCUUCACGAGGACUUGAACCGCAUUAGGAAGAAGCCCUACAUCCAGCUAAAGGAUGCUUACGGCAGGCCCGACAAGGUGGUAGCGGAAGAAGCGUGGGAGAGCCACAUCAAGAGAAACGACUCAAUCAUCGUGGACAUCUUCCACGGCCUUUUCAAGUCCACCCUGGUGUGUCCUGUGUGCUCCAAGGUCUCUGUGACCUUCGAUCCUUUCUGCUACUUGACUCUGCCACUUCCUAUGAGGAAGGAGCGGACACUGGAGGUCUAUCUGGUCAGACUCGACCCUCUGGCCAAACCCACUCAGUACAAGCUGACUGUGCCUAAGGUGGGCUACAUAUCUGACCUGUGUACCUCCCUCUCCAGCUUGUCUGGAGUUCCCGCUGAGAAGAUGAUUGUAACUGACAUCUACAACCACCGUUUCCAUCGGAUCUUUGCUACCAAUGAAAACCUCAGCAGCAUCAUGGAGAGAGAUGAUAUCUAUGUAUUUGAGUUGGCGGUGAACAGGGUGGAGGACACGGACCAUGUCGUGAUCCCAGUUCACCUGAGGGAGAAGUACAAACAGUCGGGCUACAACCACACCAGCACGCCGCUGUUCGGACAACCGUUCCUCAUCGCUGUGCCCAGAACCCUCAGUGAAGACAAACUAUAUAACAUGCUGCUUGUGCGCCUCUGCCGGUUCGUGCGAUCUUCAGUUGAGGAAGAUGAGGAGGACUGCGAAGAGACGCAGCCAUCGAAACCACACACUGUCAAUGGUAAUGCCACUAAUGGAGUUCUGGAGGAGGGUUCGCCAAGUGAAAUGGAGACUGACGAGCAGGACGACGAGUCCAGUCAGGACCAGGAGCUGCCCUCCGAGAACGACAACAGCCAAUCGGAGGACUCUGUGGGCGGGGACAAUGAACUGGAGAACGGCGUGGUCGGCCCACAGAACUCCACCAAAUGCCAGCAGACGGCCGAGCACAACAACAAAAAGAGACUUUUUACAUUCCAGUUCAAUAACAUGGGCAAAACGGACUUUUCGCUCAUCAAGGAGGACACCAGGCAGAUCCGCUUUGACGAGGGACAUCUCCGACUCAGUGACCGCUCUUAUCUCUCCUUGGACUGGGAACCAGAGAUCAAGAAAAAGUACUUUGAUGAGACCGUUGUCGAGGACUUUGACAAGCAUGAAAGCAUGGAGUACAAGCCCCAGAAGAAGGCUUUCUUCAAGCUUAAGGACUGCAUUGAGCUGUUUACCACCAAGGAAAAACUAGGAGCAGAGGACCCAUGGUACUGUCCUAACUGUAAGCAGCACCAACAGGCCACUAAAAAGUUGGACCUGUGGUCUCUGCCGCCGGUGCUGGUGGUCCAUCUGAAGCGCUUCUCUUACAGCCGCUAUAUGAGGGAUAAACUGGACUCUCUUGUUGAUUUCCCACUGAGAGAUCUGGACAUGUCUGAGUUCCUGAUCAACCCCAACGCGGGGCCGUGUCGCUACGACCUCAUUGCCGUUUCUAACCACUAUGGAGGAAUGGGUGGAGGCCACUAUACUGCUUAUGCUAAGAACAAAGACGAUGGAAAGUGGUACAACUUUGAUGACAGCAGCGUGUCUCCUGCCAGCGAAGAUCAAAUAGUGUCCAAAGCUGGUUACGUGUUGUUUUACCAGCGGCAGGACACGGUGAAAGGCACAGGCUACUUUGCUCUUGACCGAGAGGAGGAGGAGGAGGAGGAGGAAGAGGAAGAGGAGGGAGAGGGAGAGGGAGAGGGAGAGGAGGAGGAGGAGGAGAACGAGAAUGAGAAUGAGAAUGAGAACGAGGCGGCGGAGGAGAAGAGACGGGAGAGAAAGACCACCUCCUCCACGCAGUGUGCCUCGUCAGCUGCUGCUGCUGCUGCUCAGAACAAUGAGGAGGACCUUUACGAGAGCGCAUGCAGGAAAAAUGACAACGACAACGAGCAGGGAGACGAUGAGGAGGAAGAUGGCGACGAGGAGGAGGAGGAAGAGGAGGAAGAGGAGGAGGAGGAGGAGCCCAAUCGGGAUGUCACCAUGAAAACCAACUGAAGUUGACACGCGGGACAACGGAUAAAUGGAGAGAUGGAUGCUGGAAUCUUUCCAUCCAAAGCCAUAUGGACACUCAGCAUGGCAGCGGGCGGCAUCAGUUCCACUCUGUGGCUCAGACUCGGCCGCUCCACAGGCGGAGCCAAUGUGUUUUAGGUCAGGGAGCUGCUGCGGUACACAGUACACUCUAAGAAAUCAGGGCCCUCCUCUGUGGUUGGAUCACGGUGUUUGUGUGUGUGUGUGUGCGCGUGUGUGUGUGUGUGUUUGUGUCGCCAAGUCUGUCCGUUUGGGAAUUGCUCACUAAAUACCACCGGGGAUGGAUUUUGAGGUGACUCCGUACGUUAGUGCAGCACUCUGAACCUCCCACUGCUUUUUGUGUUCCUUUGUUAAAUUUUUUACAUAAAUAUAUUUAUAUAUUUCAGAGCAAUGCAUUGUUGGCAUAUCAUUUUAGUAUCAUUUAGAGAUUUUUGUAAAUAUUUUAGACACUGAAAUCAUUUUGGGGGUUGUCGGGAUGUGCGGAAAUGUUUUUGAAAAUUGCACAAUCACCAACCAUCCACCUUUUUUUGUUUAUUUCAUGUAUUAUUGCCAGACACACUGCAUUUGUUUAACAAUGAUGCUGUCUCUCAGAGGGUUUUCUCACAUAAAGAAGCUUAGGAAGCUGCCUUUAAUAAGCCAGUGGUGAGAUGCGUGUGCAGUCACACUUAACGUAAAGAAGUGAUGCCUGUAUUUGUGUGGUUUUAUAGAGUUAAACAGCUUUGUGCUGCUGCUGCUGCUGCUGCUGCUGCUGUGGUCUUAUAGUUUUAGACAGUUGAGUACUUCGUUCACAGGCUCAUACCUUAGUAAUUUAAGGCUGUGCUAAUGUUGUCUUUCGCUCUGGUCUUGUGUGCUAAUAACACAUUUUUUUAUACCCAAAAUAAAGCAGGGUAACUUUUUUAACCAGCAGACUUUGCAGUGUAAGGAUACAGAUUGUAUUUGUGCAUAUUCAGCUGCAAACGUGAAUCAGGAGAAGUUGUUUCAGAAUGUCCUAGCAUUCAAAUUUCUGUCUCGAUGAUCUCCACAUAGCAGGCAGCAGUUGUGGACACAAAUCUUCCCUUCAGCACUCCCCCUCUCAUUAUACUUUGUAAUUCGUUUUCAAAGCUUUACCUUGGCUCUGCACUCUCUCUGAGGCACUGUGAGAUUGGGAACAUUGGUGAUUUCGCUGACAUCAGAUGCAUUGUCUGUUUGGAUCACCUCGGCCUUAACUCUUAAUCUCGGACCAGUUGCCUUUUGCUUUGCACAUCACGGUUGCGCAGUCUUUCUUGCAUUUCCUCUUCCAAACCGCAAACUCUGUAUAAAAAUGGACGUAGUCUACUGUUUGCAAAGCAAAACUCUCAUUUUGAAGCCUAAAGAGUUGACCGGUGCAAUGAUCGCUUUAUGAAACACGGAUGCCACCUGCAACCAGUUACCUAUUGGGACAGUACCAGCUGUCGAUCACACUGGUGUCCAACUCGUAUGUGCCAUGCUUUAUCGUCCAUGUUGCUCUAUAUAAUCAUGUUCCAGUGAAGACGACCUGCAACUACAAAUUAAAGAUCAUUGACAUUAGGCUCGUGUUCCCACAGACGUCCUUUCAAAAGGACUUCUUUUUGCGAACAGCGGAGUCGCCCCCUGGUGGCUAACUUCCCCGGGCUUCACUUUCCAAAGCGGAAAGCUACGUCUAUUUUUAUAUACAGUUUUCUAUUCCAAACACACAAUCACACGAGUAUGAAUGUCUGUAUUUGCUUGUUAUAUCGCAGCCACGUCAUCCUGCAGGGCUUUUUGUUUGUUUUUAUAAAAGCCACAUGAGGGCCAGAAUAUAUGCUAAAUGGAAUGAACACUGACCAGAUGUAUGUGGUUGAUGAUGCCUUUUGAGUCUUUACAGGGCCAGAUCUGUUUUUCAUUUCCCCCCCUCUUCUGUCUUUCAUGGCUCCCUCUCUCGGUUUGGAUGAAUGUGACGGUAAAUGGGGUUUCCUCGCCUUUGAUACUCGCUGUAUGCAUUAAUGGGUACUGCUGAAUGUGUCUCUUUACAGAAAGGGACAAAUAAAUGCUUGUCUGAGGUCUUUGAGGAUGUGGAGGAAAAAGGGGGAGACAAACUGAAAACUGAGGGGUGGGUCUGCCCAAAAGGCCUCGGGAUCAUGACACAGUGAAAUUAUUUUGUGGCAGGGUUGUUGCAGGGUAUUCUUCCAUCUAUGUAGCUCAUGAUUGAAUGUUGAUGUUUUAUUUUUCUACCCGUUCUUUCCAUUGUAAACAACAUUAGCAUACCUGCUGUUGCCUCAGAAUAUUAGACGUGUACCAUCUCUCUCUCUCUCGCCGCGCUUUCACCUUGGUGGGCUCCAUCGCCGUGGCGCCGUCUCUCUUUUUGGGCGACUCACCCCAUCCUGACUGUGUGAGAUGUGAUUGCUACUAUAGAGUUAUACAAUACUGUACAUAAGAGUUCACUCUGUGAGUGCACAUUUGAUAAAGUUUAUUUAUUUAUAUGUAAGCAUUUAAUAAUAAACAGACAAUAUAUUUAAGCCUCGGCAAGACCCGAUAUGUCGGGGGAGAAAAACGUGGAUUUCGGUCCACACGUACACACCAAUUCGGAAAGUCUUGCCUGUGCUGUUGUCAGGGAGGGAAUAUUUAAAAAGAAAAAGGAUGGUUCUGAUGUUUUGGGACUUUUUUUGUAGAAAAGAAAUAAUGGAAAAAUAAAUAAAAAAAACAACAAUAAUCCAGACAUCCUUGCAUGAUGAUGACAUAACGAGGGUUUCCAGAUUUUGCUGCACUUGAGUUCACUUGGGUUUACAUUUGAAAUGUGCAUGUGUAUUUAUACACAAUCUUCAGUAAAGAUGUGUAAAGCUU
This is a messenger RNA of Solea solea (common sole), 7050 nucleotides long. RefSeq names its product ubiquitin carboxyl-terminal hydrolase 15-like. The coding region runs from base 1597 to 4200 and encodes 867 amino acids. Gene Ontology annotation, biological process: protein deubiquitination. The transcript has 16 exons. The record is from RefSeq and is a predicted model, not a curated record. Gene Ontology annotation, molecular function: cysteine-type deubiquitinase activity. NCBI's taxonomy places the organism in Eukaryota, Metazoa, Chordata, Actinopteri, Pleuronectiformes, Soleidae.